GACCCUUCCGUCUAGCACGGCGAUGUCGGAAGAGAAGUCUCGUGGCUUACUCACGGUAGAUUAAACUGACAAACGAAAAAGGUUACAAAAGCCCAACCAGACCACCGCCAUCGCCAAACAAGGAUUCCUAUUUUGUGAUUUUGCAAUAGAAUGGAUUCUUAUGCAGGUGAUCCAUAUGCCUCUAUUUGGCACCUCUGCAAAACCCCUUCCUUUCGACUCCCACAAUCGCCUCCACCACCUCGCCCUUCCGCCGCAGACCCUCGCCGCGUAGAAUACUGUCCCUUUGGCCCUGUUCCUCAACAUUUACUUUCCCACUAUCUCUGCUUUAACCCAACCCCACCCAAUAGCCCCAAUAACCAACAAGAGAGCUGUUCGUCUUCCCUUCAAGAUUCACAAACACCCCUCAAUUCCGUGCAAGAUUCUCAACUACCCGUUAGUGAACUUUACCUGGAGAAGAAUGAUCAAGCUACGACUCCUCCCUGUUGCAAAGCGUGUCAUGAAGAAGAUCCACUCCUAUUACAAGGCUAUAUAGACACUUCCAUACUCUGCGUUAAUUUUCAAGAUUCCCUGCCCCCAAUGCCCCGAGAAGACGAAAGGAAUUUGGGGGCUGGAGACCCAUAUGGUGAAAAUUCAAUUUUGUUGCUGGAAGAGCUCAAGGAACUAGCUUUGUGGGAUCAAGAUUCUGUUAUGGAUGAUGAUGAUAUUAGGUACAUGGUUUCUGUCAUGUCCAAGUUUAGGAAACAUGCAUUUGUUUCAGAGACAAUUAUGAAUUCUAGGUAUGAGUUGAUGUCUGAAUUGCUGGAGUCGAAGAAACUGGAUAAAGUUUCUGAGGCAAAAUCGGAUAUAUACUUUACUCGAAGUAUGUUGGCAAAUGCUAAUGCUGCUGCGUGUAUUUUUACUGAUUUGGAUGAUUAUAAUUCGACUAAGAAGAAGUCUAAUGAGAAACGAAAAGAAUCCCAAGUGGAAUGUGAGGCUAAUUUGGUUUCGAAAUUGACUGAUGAAAGUGCCAAUCAUAAAAUCAUUGAUCUAAUAGAGGAUAUGCUAUCACCGCAGGAAAGAACAAAUGCCAAACCCAAGGUUAAUGCACUGGGGAAUCAGAAUAUGAAAACAAUUGGUUGCUUUAGUCAUUGUCACUCAAAUUUUGAACGCUCUAAAUCAUUAUCUAAGACAAGGAAGAUAUUGCUAGUGGAUUCAGAUGAGCCUUUGUUGAAAAGGCCAAAACAUUCCUUAGGUGCUGAUUGUAGAAUAAGUGUGCUAUAAAACAGUUGCCGCUUCGUUUGCUCUACAUUUUGGUAGUACAUUCAGAGAAUCAGUUUAAAGGAUAUAGCGUUAUCAUGUUUGUCAUUUUGUUUGGGAGGUUUUCAGUUGGUGCUUUUGAAAAUCCUUUUUGUUCAACUGUGGGAAUGAUGGAGUUGUUAUUGGUCGUCGUUUGUUAAAUUUCCUAUAUCUCGAGAGUUUCUCUAUAGUCAGUUUAGCUGGGAAAUUUGCGACCUGGAAGCCAGAAAUAUAAGAAGGGCUAGAUUUGACAUCGGGAAGAGGAUGCGGUGGAGUAGAACAUUCCCAAUUUGAUUUCAUUAUGGUGUCUGGUAUGUUGAAAUUGAAAGAAUGGCAGCAGAAUAAAAGUCAUGACAUGACAAAGUAUACUCAUGAGGUUUAAUUGAGCUAUAUACUCAUCAAUCUUAAAUUUAAAAGUUAAAAUCAGUAUAGUAGCACUUCAUUAAAAUACACUUUUAAGCGUAACUGAGUCUAGUGGGUGCUAAUGUAUUUGCAUGCAUUUCUAUGAGUUGACCGUGACAUUUAUAAUGGUUAACAAAUGGAAUGUGUCUUGCAUGCUAAUUUUUAAUAUUGUUGCUAAUAACAUCAUAACUCGAACUUUUUUUGUUGUGGUUCACAUGUCUAGGGAUGUUCGUGGUGGGAAGGGUGAGAAUAUGGUUAGGAUGGGGUAGCAGCCCAAAUACUUCCUUAUGAAUAAUAACACUUUCUGCUUGUGCCAACAGAUACUUACACUUCUAGUUUGUUGACCACUAUAAAACUCGUAUUGUAAUUAUGUUGAUAUAGGCUCAUGGAAAGAUGAUAUUAUUCAAACCUGGAAGGAAGAUGACUUGUAUUCUUAUUUGGUUGGUGGAGGGGAACUCAUUGUUGCACGUUGCAUCUAUUUUCUGGAAAAAUAUUCUUUGUUGCACUGAUUUAUUUGCGGGGGUGAUGUCUAUGAGAUGCAGCAUGUUGGUGUCCAUUGCAGAAACGGAUGGCUAAUGAUUUCAGGAAUUGGAAAUAAUAAAAAGGGUUGAAAAGAAAAAUCAAUAAUGACAAUAGAUUAAUGUCUGAAGGUUAUACGCUUAAGCGGUUACUCUCUUGUUUUGAACAGUUGCAGAGGUGACCAUCAGCUCUGGGAUCUGUUCUUCUGUUUCAUACACAAGGGAUUCGAACCCCAACACCAUGGUUUGUAUCCUGGCAAUGAAAUUUGAAAUGGAACUAAUAUCUUUGUACUUGCUCAAGUUCUUCCUAAAUCCCGACCCCCAUGUGACUACAGGAGGGAAGGCUCCGAACCUGUCGUCGGGUGUCAACAAAUGACCAGUUAUGAUGUUGUCCAAAGCUCUUGUUACUUUGUAGACGUCAUUAUGUAUGAUAUGUACUUAGAGAAUUUUAUUUUAGUUUUUUGGAUCAGAUUUGUUUGUGAUAUGUUCAACUGUACUCAAUGGUUGUUAUACUAUGUGUACCAUCAGAGAUUUUAAUAUUUGAAUAAAAUCUUUUGAUUGUGAUAGGAUUCCAUUUCCUCCUA
Molecule: messenger RNA, 2779 nt
Organism: Olea europaea var. sylvestris
Lineage: Eukaryota; Viridiplantae; Streptophyta; Magnoliopsida; Lamiales; Oleaceae
Exons: 2
Coding region: 151-1260 (369 amino acids)
Source: RefSeq, a predicted model, not a curated record